AUGGGAAGGGUGUUUGCGUUGACUCUCGAAGGCUCGAUCUACAGCUGCAAGCACUGCGGAACCCAUCUCGCUCGUAGCGACGACAUUGUUUCCAAGUCUUUCCACUGCAGACAUGGGAAGGCUUAUCUCUUCAGCAAUGUAGUAAAUGUAACACUCGGGGAGAAAGAGGAGAGGUUGAUGAUGACUGGAUCACACAUAGUGGCAGAUAUAUUCUGCGUUCGGUGUGGUUCAAUCGUCGGAUGGAAAUAUGAAGUUGCUCAUGAGGAUAGCCAAAAGUACAAGGAAGGGAAAUCUGUUCUCGAGCGAUUUAAGAUCUCUGGACCAGAUGGAAGCAGCAGCUAUUGGGCCAGCCAUGAAGAGAGUAAUGGGGUCAGUAAUGAGGGUGAUCCUGUUAUAUUUUAA
This is a messenger RNA of Striga hermonthica, 402 nucleotides long. Lineage: Eukaryota; Viridiplantae; Streptophyta; Magnoliopsida; Lamiales; Orobanchaceae. The record is from the annotation of a GenBank genome assembly.